Fusarium musae is the source of this 1662-nucleotide messenger RNA. RefSeq lists its product as uncharacterized. Gene Ontology annotation, molecular function: RNA lariat debranching enzyme activator activity. Bases 1 to 1662 code for a protein of 553 amino acids. The record is from RefSeq and is a predicted model, not a curated record. Lineage: Eukaryota; Fungi; Ascomycota; Sordariomycetes; Hypocreales; Nectriaceae. Gene Ontology annotation, cellular component: post-mRNA release spliceosomal complex. The transcript is spliced from 2 exons. Gene Ontology annotation, biological process: mRNA splicing, via spliceosome.
AUGGCUGCACCAAAAAUUAUUGUCUUGGGCAGCCUUAAUGGCCAGCUUGAGCCAGCGUUCAAGAAGCUAGCAACAUUACACGCCAAAAACAACUUCUCCAUGGCCAUCCUCACUGGCGAUGUCUUCAGCGCAACCCAAGACGAUGACUCUGUGAAUGCGCUUCUAGACGGGUCCAUCGAAGUCCCUCUACCAACCUAUUUCACCGUUGGAACCCGCCCACUCCCACCUCGUAUUGCUGCUAAGGUUGAAGCCGAGGAGGAGAUCUGCGAGAACCUACAUUUCCUAGGCAAGCGCAGCAUUACCAAGACAUCUGAUGGUGUGAGGAUUGUCGCAUUGGGUGGCCAACUGGAUCCCAAUCUCAUUGCAGGACUAUCUAAGGAACAGCACCUCCCAUUCCACACAGCGGAUGACGCAAAGAGCCUGCGCGGUGCGAACAACGCUGAUAUUCUUCUGACGUCGACAUGGCCAGCAGGUGUCUGGACUGGGUCUCAGGUUGCGCUCGAUCCCGCAAACCAAGCGUCACUCGCCGUUUCGGACAAUAUUGCAGAACUAUGUGCAGCGCUCAAACCACGCUAUCACUUAACAGCUUCUCCAGAAGCCUUCUUCUACGAACGAGAGGCUUUCGUUCAUCCUACCGAAAAGGAAACGGACAACACCUCCGUCACUCGGUUCAUUUCAAUGGCCACUUUCGGCAAUGACGCCAAAGCAAAGUCUUUGUACGCUUUUAGUCUCAACAAAGGAGAUGCUUCAGUACCUCCUGGUGCGACAGCUUCGCCGUUCAACCCUAAGACUAAGAAGCGUGCACCCAAGGAUGAUUCUUACAGCCGAUACGGGGGUGACGAUAACAGCAGAGGCCAUAGAGGCCGACGCCAGAAGCAGCACCAUCGGUCGCCACCUCCGGGUCCUGAUCGGUGUUACUUCUGUCUCUCAAAUCCCAACCUAUCGGCCCACAUGUGCUGUAGUAUCGGCGACGACGCCUACAUCUCCACGGCCAAAGGUCCUUUGCCAACCUCGAACACAUUUGCAGAGCAAGGCCUUACCUUUCCAGGCCACUUGAUCAUCAUUCCACUACCACACAACCCUACAAUACCGAGCAUCGGUCCUGUCACUGACCCAGCAGGAGAAGCCGCAAAAACCUACAAUGAAAUGACACGAUUUCGAGAAGCUGUUCAGGCAAUGAUUGCCUCGAAGACCUCACACAAGCUCGGCGUCGUGACGUGGGAAAUCAGCCGAGAGCGCAAUGUUCACCUUAUCUGGCAACUAAUGCCUCUCUCAGCCGAUCUCAUUCGCAAAGGCGUCGCGGAAGCCGCUUUCAAGGUCGAGGCGGAGAAUCAGUCUCUUCCAGCUUUCACCGCCCGGGAGCUCACACUCGAACAACAGGCCGAGUCAGGGGGUGACUUCUUCCGUGUAUGGCUCUGGGCGGACGAUGGCGAGGACCGUAUUAAGGGUAAAGCCCUCGUCAUGCCUCUUCCCUCAGACAUACGCUUCGAUCUUCAGUUUGGACGUCGUGUGCUAGCUAAGCUUCUUGGCCUUGAAAGUCGCCUGGUGUGGAAGGAUUGUGAGCAGACCGUUGAGGAGGAGACGAAAGACGUCGAGGCUUUUCGGGCGGCGUUCAAGGAAUGGGAUUUCACUCUUCAAGAGGGCGAAGAAGCUGCUGCUUGA